GAUGAAGAUGAGACGCCACAAGCUCUUUCUGACUCUGUGCAUGGGUGGUCUCUGCCUCAUCUCCGUCCUGCACUUCCUCAAGGCCCUCUCUUACGUCACCUUCCCCCGGGAGCUGGCUUCGCUUAGUCCCAACCUUGUCUACAGCUUCUUCUGGAACAAUGCACCUGUCACGCCACAGGUCAGCCCUGAGCCAGGAGGGCCGGAGUUUCUCCGCACGCCACUGUACUCCCAUUCACCCCUGCUCCAGCCCCUGCCGCCCAGCAGGGCCAGCGAGGAGCUGCACAAAGCUGAGUUUGUACUGCAGGAAGACACAUCAAAAUAUUUUGUCUAUACCAAAGCUGGCGGCGUCUGCUUCAAGCCGGGCACCAGGAUGUUGGAGAAGCCACCAGCGGGCCGGACAGACGAGAGAGAAGAUGGUGCUGCUUCGGGGCACCCAGCUCGCAAGCCGCUGAGCACCAGCGGCACAAAGCGGCGCAAGUGGGUGGAGUGCGUGUGCCUGCCUGGCUGGCAUGGCCCUAGCUGUGGGGUGCCCACUGUGGUCCAGUACUCAAACCUGCCCACCAAGGAUCGGCUGACACCACGUGAGGUACCCCGGCGGGUCAUCAAUGCCAUCAACAUCAACCAUGAGUUCGACCUCCUUGAAGCCCGAUUCCAUGAACUGGGUGAUGUAGUGGACGCCUUCGUGGUCUGCGAGUCGAACUUCACGGCCUAUGGCGAGGCGCGCCCACUAAAGUUCCGUGAGAUGCUCCUCAAUGGCUCCUUCGACUACAUCCGCCACAAGGUGCUCUACAUCUUCCUGGACCACUUCCCUCCUGGUGGGCGCCAGGACGGCUGGAUCGCCGAUGACUACCUGCGCACCUUCCUGACGCGGGACGGCAUCUCCCGCCUACGCAACCUGCGCCCAGAUGACGUCUUCAUCAUUGAUGAUGCGGACGAGAUCCCGGCCCGCGACGGCGUGCUGUUCCUCAAGCUCUACGAUGGCUGGACAGAGCCUUUCGCUUUCCACAUGCGCAAGUCCCUCUAUGGCUUCUUCUGGAAGCAGCCAGGCACCCUAGAGGUGGUUUCUGGCUGCACAGUGGGGAUGCUGCGUGCCGUCUACGCCACGGAUGGGAUCCGCCUCCGCCGCAGAGAGUACUACACUAUGCCCGGCUUCCGGCAGUACGAGAACAGCACGGGCCACAUUCUAGUGCAGUGGUCGCUGGGCAGCCCCCUCCAUUUUGCUGGCUGGCACUGCUCCUGGUGCUUCACACCAGAGGGUAUCUACUUCAAACUGGUGUCAGCCCAGAAUGGGGACUUUCCCCGCUGGGGUGACUACGAGGACAAGCGGGACCUCAACUACAUCCGGGAACUGAUCCGGACUGGUGGCUGGUUCGAUGGCACCACCCAGGAGUACCCUCCUGCUGACCCCAAGGAACAAAUGUAUGCCCCAAAGUACCUGCUAAAGAACUACCAGCGGUUCCACUACCUGCUGGAGAAUCCCUACCGGCGGGCGGAAGGGGCUGGGUGAGGGGAGCGGGACUUGCAUGGGAAAUGGGAACAUUAGAGCAAAGGGAAAGAGUGAGGUGUGUCUUUCAUUUUCCUUCUUCAUUUUGUUUCCAGCUGAGGUGCGUAGUUUCUCUGCAUUCUCUGCCUUUCCAAGAGUGAGACUUGGGGUGGGAUUCCCAGUCACUCUAAUGAGGGCCAGAGGGAAGGGGAGGAAAUGGAAAUUGGCCCUGCAGAAGGCAAAAAGACUAUGGCACAUCCCCUCAACCUUGCCUGCAGGAUGGAGAGAUCUUACCUAGGGGGCAGAUUUUCCUACACGAGGGUGGGCGGAGGGAGCAGCUGCCCCCACCGCGGAACAGGUUGCAUGCACGUGUGAGUCUGGACUUGUCAAUGAGCAUGUGAGUGAGCGGGCGAAUGUAUGAUCAUGUGCAUGUGAGUGGAUGUUUGUGUCACGCGUGUUCAUGUGAGUUUGUGUGUACAUGUGCAAAAGCAUCUCUAUAGACAUUUUAUUUUUUUACCUCAGUAUUCUUUAAAAGACAGCCUCCCUCUACCAACCUCCUGUCAAUGCAUCUCUCAUGGGCUCCACUCUUUGUCUAAUGUGCUGCCGGUCUUGGAGCUUGCAGAAAAGGGAAGUGGGGUGGAACACAAGUGCUUGUACUCCUCCUCUACCCCCACCUCACUGUCGCGCUGCACACCUUAGCUCUGCCCACAAAGGCUCAGGCUGUGUCCCAGAAACCUGCUUUCAUCAGGGGAGCAAGCUGAAGGGGUCUUCACUAGGUUGAUUGUGUGUUGUGUUCACAGGUGUGUGGAUUAGUGUGUGCCCGAGUGUUAAUGUGCAUGGAUUUGGCAGGUGUGUGGCAGAGUGCAUGUGUGUGAGAGAGAGGUGGGAGCAUGGCAGGAUUCAGAAGCUCUGCUGUCUACUUAGGGGUUAAGGAUAUUCAGGGAACCCUCUACAAGCCUACUGGGUAUGGGGGGCAGGGCCGGGAAGCUGGAGGCUCUGUGUGCCAGUGCUCCAUGAAUGGGCCUAUUCAGAACCAGCUCUGGAUGGGGUAAGAAUGGGGACAACCUUAGGGAGGCGCUGCUGGCAAUGUCUGUGGCAGGGAGCCUCCCUCCCCAAUAUAACAAUACAAUACAAGUGCUGGUUAAUCCUCUUCUCCCUGGAGUAAAAGGGAGGGGAAGGGGAAAUCCCAACCCCCUAGAGCCUAGCCCAAGUGUUGGGGCCAGUGGGAUACAGACUGCUGGGGAAUUACUCCUGGAAUGCUGCCGCCUUGUGGCUGAGAGGAUGUGCGAUCCAGACUCCUUGUCUAGACUGGGUGGAGAGUCAUGCAGCGAGGAGGGGAAGUGACAGAACUGGAUUUAAGAGCUGAACCAAUCAGAGCAGGAAGCUAAACUCUCCAUCCCUGUUGUCCCUCCACCGGGUUUUUAAUGACAGGGCUUGUUUCUUUCCUCGGCUGUCUUGGUUCUUUGGGGUGAUAGCCACCUUCCCCCGCCCCCAGUUUGAGCAAAUGGCUCCGUAGUGUGUAUGGAGUCCAAUCCGUAGCAUGUAGCAGGGUGAAGCUAUGUUAUUCUUCCAGCUGAGAGAGUACACUGAAGAGAGAAAUGAUGGAAACAUGAUUCCCCACCCUCUUGUUUGGAAUAAGCAUGGAGGAGAAAAGGGAAUGUUCCCUAUAAGGUGCGAUCAUCCCCCACCAGCCAGGCCAGCUGUGCUGAAGAGCGGGGGCUUUUUUUGCCAGUGGGAGCGUAAAUCACCCUGACCAUCAGGACUCACCACCCUUGUGUUUUUCCUGGAUUCCCUUUUCUGCUUCUCUCUUUCCCCCCACCUUUGUGCUCCCUCCUCCAUCUGUCUGGGGGAAAGUGACAGGUCCUAUAGCUCAGUUCUAAGGUCAAGCUUCCUCCUGAUCCUAUAAGUAUUUCUAAGGUUCUUAGCUUAUCUUGGUAGCUAUUCCCCUGGCACUCUGAAUUAACUGAAUUCCUUUUUCCAGCAGCUGUGGGUCCAAAGUACAACUGAGAUAGAACAACAUAAAGCACCAAGAUUGGAACCCCUUGGUUUUUGACUGAUCUGAGCCAUGUUUAAUCUUAUCUCACUCCUAGUCCCAUGACAGGUGCUCGAAAGAGGCUAAGCAUCAUUUCACUUUAUUCACAACUGCUACCAUCACCCACUACUGUCAGCUCCCUGAGAUCAUUGAAGGCUGGCCCACGGAAUGGGAGAAGGGGAGAUUUCUACCCUCACCUAUGGGAGAAAGCUGAUGCUGUGCUGCCCAAGCUGAGCUUCAUCUGCAUGACCCAUCAGCUAGGGUGUGAGGGAGGCAUGUUUCAGACAGAGGGGUCAUACCUCACAGAGCGGGGUCUACAGGCCAAUCUGCCACAGAGAGUUCAUGACUAUGGUGAAGGAACCCCCAUGACUUACAAGAACUGGAGGGUAAUUGCAAAAGGAGGGGCAUAUGUUAGUGGAGAAGACGUUGCAGCAGUGGAUUAGCACAGCUGGGCAGUACUACAAUCCCAGAUGGAGGCUGAGGGAGAGCACCAUGCAUCAGCCCAAGGGCCCGGUGCAAGAUAUUGCAGAGAGGUACAGAGGGACCCAGCCAUUGCUCAUUUUCUUUUAUUCUUGGAGAAAGAGUGAGAGCCCUGAACCUGCCCUCAGACUUUCUGCUUUGACUCCACCUUUCCACAGAAACAACAAACCAAAGUCCAGUCCCUGCUGACUGGCGGGGAGAGAGAGACACACACUAUAUAUCUUUGUCUGGAAACUCUAGAGUGCUGGGAGGUGGUCAGCUGCCUUGAUGGCAGGCACCAUAUAGCUAGAACUUGAGUCCCUUCCUUGCAGCACAGUCCUAGCCACUAGUCUGGGGUGGAUUUAGAACAUCUGGUUAACGCCAGCAAUCUUCCAAGAUAUGAAGCGAUGUGGGACCAAGCAGAUCAGAAUACAACCAAAGUACUAUGCCACCUCCCCUGGCACAGCACCUUUUCCCCAUUUGCCUCCUCCCCUCUUCCACUCAAUGGGCUAUCUGAGGUUUGCAUUGCACUGCAGGGUGUGCUUGCCUUGCCUAGGGUUUUGCAGUUGCCUGUUGUGAAUUUCUAAUGCACCCAUUGCUGCAGUAGCUAGGCCUGAUCCAGCACAGAGAUAUAGCCUGCUUGUUCCUCUUCCCUCCCUUAAUUACUCACCGGCCCUCUUCCCUCUCUCUCUUUCAGUUCCCUCUUCUCACUAUCAGCCACACUCCCCCAGGCAUGAGGAACAGAUCCCAUUGUAACUGGGAACGAUCAAGCAGUAUCCUCCAUGGAGCAAUGCACUGGCAUUCUCAUGGGACUGAUGCUACCUAGGGAACUGACUUGUGGUGUUGCCCAGAGCGCCCUCUUUUGGCAAAGGAAUGCGUGGACUUGC
Molecule: messenger RNA, 4861 nt
Organism: Mauremys mutica (yellowpond turtle)
Lineage: Eukaryota; Metazoa; Chordata; Testudines; Geoemydidae
Gene: MGAT3
Product: beta-1,4-mannosyl-glycoprotein 4-beta-N-acetylglucosaminyltransferase
Exons: 2
Coding region: 2-1507 (501 amino acids)
Biological process (GO): protein N-linked glycosylation; N-acetylglucosamine metabolic process
Cellular component (GO): membrane
Molecular function (GO): beta-1,4-mannosylglycoprotein 4-beta-N-acetylglucosaminyltransferase activity
Source: RefSeq, a predicted model, not a curated record